Molecule: messenger RNA, 1865 nt
Organism: Erythranthe guttata (spotted monkey flower)
Lineage: Eukaryota; Viridiplantae; Streptophyta; Magnoliopsida; Lamiales; Phrymaceae
Source: RefSeq, a predicted model, not a curated record
GAAAAUUCCAUCUUCUGAAAUUAGAAAAGGGAAAACAAAUCAGCUGCAGAAAAAGUGGAGCGAAAGCUAGGGUUCCCAAAAUUACAUCGCAGCUGGAAAUCUCUGCCCUUCAUCGUCAACAAAUAGGGAAAAAAAAAGAAAAAUUCUAGCUAGCUAUCGUGUUAGGUAAUUUGUUUUUUUCUGUUUGUAUAGGUAGGAAUAGGAACACAAAUUCUAAAAAAAAAAGAAAAGAAUGGAUUACGGUGUACCGGAACAGAACAUCGCCAAUUACGGCGAAGAGGAACCACCGCAGUAUGAAGCGCGGCGGCAUUACGAAGCUGAAGAGGGGAACUACGGUUCAAUUGAUAACGUAGAUGAUAGUGCAGGAGUGAAGCACGAUUCUUCUUCUUCUUCUUCUUCUGCAGGAAAACUUUUCGUUGGCGGCAUUGCUUGGGAGACUUCCGAAGAGUCUUUCAGCAGAUACUUCAGGAAGUAUGGAGAAAUUACAGAUUCUGUAAUAAUGAUGGAUAAAAUCUCGGGAAGACCACGUGGUUUCGGAUUCGUAACAUUUGCUGAUGCAGAUGUUGCUGACAAAGUUUUACAGGAAGACCAUGUCAUUGAUGGUAGAGCGGUAGAAGUAAAGAGAACAGUUCCUAGAGAGGACGUUCAAGGUAGAGGGGUGUUAAAGACGAAGAAAAUAUUUGUCGGUGGUCUUCCGUUGUCAUUGAAUGAAGAUGAUCUGAGGGAGUACUUCUCUUCGUAUGGUGACAUUAUGGAGCACCAGAUUAUGCUGGAUCACAAAACGGGUCGGUCUAGGGGUUUUGGAUUUGUGACUUUUGAGAGUGAAGAUGCUGUUGAAAAGAUAUUCUCUGAUGGUCAAAUGCAUGAAAUUAGUGGAAAACAAGUUGAGAUAAAAAGAGCCGAGCCGAAGAGAUCUGGUUUCGACCAUUCAACUGAAGGCCGGUUUCACCGUGGGAGCACUAGUUUGAAAUCUUCUGGUAAUUUUGCUGGUGGUUUAGAAAGUUUUGGAGGCGGCUAUGGUGGUGGUAAAAUGGGUAGAGGCUAUGGUGGUGGUUAUGGUGGUGGUAGCUAUGGCGGCUAUGGGGGUUAUGGGAACUUUGCCGGUAGUUAUCCAGGAGGGGCUGCAGGAUAUUAUGCAGGGUAUGGUGGUUACGGCUACGGGUAUGGAUUUGGUGGACCGAUGUACAGUGGUGGUGCUUAUGGAGGUGGUGGUGGUGGAUAUGGAGCUCCGGUUGGUUAUGGUGGAGCUGCUGGUUACGGGUUGGGUAAAGGAUAUGGUGGCCCUAGUGGUGGAUAUGAUGGUGGUAAAGGCUUUAGUGGUGGAGGCAGUGGCAGCAAUGGUGGAGGGUAUGGCCCUACAAAAGGGUAUACUGGCGGGGGUUCUGGCGGCGGUGGUGGUGGUGCUGGAGGUGGUUCUGGUGGAUAUGGGAGCAGUAAAGGAUAUGGAAACGGAAAUGCCCCUGCCGCCGGUGGUAGGUUUCAUCCCUACCGGAAGUAAGUAGUAAUGAUGUGCUUGAUUUUUCUUCAACUGUAGUAGUACUAAGAAAUAGUUUCCUCUUUCUUUUAUUUUCUUGAAUUUUCACUUUUUUUUUAUUGAUUUUAUAAAUGUGUUGUGGGACCCAUCCAAUGGUUGUAAGUCUGAUCCUCGAAGCAACUAAAAAACAUAUUGUGAUGCUCUCAGCAUAAUGUGUUUCCUUGUGUAGUUUUUUUGCUAAUUGAGUUCAAUUAGGGCUUUUCUAAUUAAUUAAUUACUUAGUUAGAUUAGUAUAGAAUGAUUAUAAUGCAAUUUAAUCCAAGUAAUCAAUGUAAUCGAACAAGUCGAACUCUAUAUCGAGUACCGAUUCUCUUUCUACAUUAGCCCAACU